AGUGCCUGUGACGCAUCGGCGGUGUUAUUCAUAAUGACCAUUUAGAGAUUAGAGUCAAUCAUUUGUACAGCCAAAUAUACUUCUACGUGUAAUCUCAAAUUGUAGGAUGAGAGGGACCCAAUACGGAGCUGUAGGACAAGCUAAAUACCAGGCAGGUUUUCUUAGGGUAGGCGGGGCUGAUCUCCGGCUGACGAGCUUUGCGAUAAGAGAUUGCAUUGUUCCCCACACCGCCAUUCUGCUCUAAUAGCGCUCCCCAUUCACAAUGACCGUCGACUUGAUUUUAGGAACAAACAAUGUAGGAGGUCACGGAAAAAUCAAGACCGUCGAGGCUAUGGCAGAGAUUCUUGAGCUCUACCAUUCUCACGGUAACAAAUAUCUGGACUGCGCCUACAUCUAUCCUGCUGGUUUCCCUGGCGAGGCCGAGUCUUUUCUCGGCGAGCUCAAUGUCACUGAUAACGGCAAAUUCGUCGUUGACACAAAGCUUGACAGCUUCAGAGAUGGUGCGCAUACUGAGCAGUCGAUUUAUAAUUCCAUCAAGGUCCAAUUGGAACGACUCAAGGUUGACAAGGUCAGAACUCUCUAUCUGCAUGCGCCGGACCGCACCGUCUCUUUUGAAGAGUCUCACCGCGCGAUGAAUGAGCUCUAUAAGCAGGGAAAAUUUGAGAGGUUUGGUCUCUCAAAUUACAACGUCAAAGAGAUUGAGGAGUUUGCUGAGCGUGCGCGCAAGAAUGGGUGGGUCGCUCCGAGCUCAUACGAGGGCCUUUACAACAUUGUCAGUCGCAGGCCCGAGACCGACCUGCUGCCCGUGCUGCGGAAAUAUAACAUCAGCUUUUAUGCCUACUCUCCUCUUGCUUCUGGCUUCUUUUCCAAUAUCAAGCGCGGACAAGCGCCUGCUCCCGGAAGCCAGUUUGAUCCGGCGACGUUCAAUGGAACAUUCAACCAAGACUGGUUUUUCAAAGAUGAUUUAUUUACCGCUGUCGAAAAGCUUACGGAAGUUGGUGAGAAGCAUGGAAUUUCGAACAAUGAGAUUGCUCUGCGCUGGCUCCGCAAUCAUUCUCAGCUAGGCAAGGGUGAUGCGAUCUUGGUGGGGUAUUCUAAGAUCGAUCAGCUCAAGCAGAAUCUGGAGUAUUUGGAGGGCGGCCCAUUGCCUGAGGAAAUAGUGCAGGCGAUUGACUCGAUCUGGGAGACAAUCAAAGACAGUGCUCCAGAAAGCGUUAUGUGA
Messenger RNA from Myxozyma melibiosi, 1222 nucleotides. Its product is annotated as NADP-dependent oxidoreductase domain-containing protein. Lineage: Eukaryota; Fungi; Ascomycota; Lipomycetes; Lipomycetales; Lipomycetaceae. The record is from RefSeq and is a predicted model, not a curated record. Bases 263 to 1222 code for a protein of 319 amino acids. The transcript has 2 exons.